Molecule: messenger RNA, 390 nt
Organism: Schistocerca gregaria
Lineage: Eukaryota; Metazoa; Arthropoda; Insecta; Orthoptera; Acrididae
Exons: 2
Coding region: 1-390 (129 amino acids)
Source: RefSeq, a predicted model, not a curated record
AUGUCCACAAGUGUAUAUAGUCCAAAGAUAAACGUAAUACCUCCAAUAAAUGGAAAGACAAUGCUCUUAUAUCACAUAACACCUGAAGAAGUACAUAUGGCUAUCAGUAAAAUCACUAUCAUUAUAACCCACACUUUCAAAAAUAAUCAAAAGAAUAAUGUAUCACAGAUUGCUAGAGUUCUUGUAAAUGAACAGAAUGGUUUCAGAAAAGGCAAAUCAACACAAAUUGCUCUCUUCAAUUUCUUAAAACUUCUUUACAAAGCUAUAGGGGACAAGGAACUGGUCUGUGGGUUGUUUUUGGACGUUUCCAAAGCGUUUGAUCUUAUAAGUCACAAACUACUACUGCCACAACUAUAUAGUUAUGGUGUCCAUGGUGUUUUCUAUCAGUGA